AGCCGAGACUCCAAUUACCGGUGCGUCCUCCGCGAAAGCAGCAAUGGGGCGUGUGUAACGAAUCCCGGAGUGGCGCCAGCAGCUGACCCCUAGGGACAGCUGAUGCUGAGUGUACUGUCAAUCCGACUUCUGGCCCCCCGGGCCAUGUCCGGCUGCGUCCAUCUGUCCGGAGGCUGCGUAAAGAGGGCCGGAAUGGAGGGCCCUGUGGAAGCUGCGAUAAGAGCAAAGCUGGAGCAGGCCUUGAGCCCGGAGGUGCUGGAGCUUCGAAAUGAGAGCAGUGGUCACGCUGUGCCCCCUGGCAGCGAGACCCAUUUCCGAGUGGCCGUGGUGAGCUCCCGUUUCGAAGGACUAAGCUCCCUGCAGCGCCAUCGACUGGUCCAUGCUGCCCUGGCCGAAGAACUUGCAGGGCCUGUCCAUGCCCUGGCUAUCCAAGCUCGGACCCCUGCCCAAUGGAGAGAUAACCCCCAAAUAGAAAUCAGCCCUGCCUGCCUGGGUGGGAGUAAGAAAGACCUCCAUGGUGUCUCCUGAAAGCUUGCCCAAGAGAGGGGAACACAUGUAUUUUAGAUUUGUGGGAGGAGAGAGUUACUGACCUCGACUGGGGCCUGCCCUCCCAAAAUAAAAAUGUGAUUGUGUCUGA
This is a messenger RNA of Antechinus flavipes (yellow-footed antechinus), 637 nucleotides long. It is a transcript of the gene BOLA1, whose product is annotated as bolA family member 1. The record is from RefSeq and is a predicted model, not a curated record. Lineage: Eukaryota; Metazoa; Chordata; Mammalia; Dasyuromorphia; Dasyuridae. Gene Ontology annotation, cellular component: mitochondrion. The transcript is spliced from 2 exons. The coding region runs from base 103 to 528 and encodes 141 amino acids.